Messenger RNA from Dothidotthia symphoricarpi CBS 119687, 1317 nucleotides. RefSeq names its product serum paraoxonase/arylesteras-like protein. The record is from RefSeq and is a predicted model, not a curated record. The transcript is spliced from 4 exons. The coding region runs from base 1 to 1317 and encodes 438 amino acids. NCBI's taxonomy places the organism in Eukaryota, Fungi, Ascomycota, Dothideomycetes, Pleosporales, Dothidotthiaceae.
AUGCCGAGCAUCAGUACUACCGUAUACUAUGCGCUGGUCGUGGCUUGGGGCGCCUCGUUUUACCAAUUAACGCUGAAAGAUAUUUUCGCCACAACAUACGGAUUCGGACGAGUCAUCCAAAACAUUGAUGAGUUCCCGUAUUCUUGCCGGCGCAUCGAGCAUGAGCGGCUGGAAGGGUGCGAGGAUUUGUGGCUUGAUAAUGAGGCGCGGGUGCUUUACGCUGCAUGUGCGGGGACAGAGAGUAGACUAGCCUGGACCCCGGCAAACAACAACCUGAACGCUUCUGGACGGAGACUCCGCGGCUCUGAUUUGAUUGCUCUCGAUAUCGAUAAGCCUGGUAAUGAUGGCUUGUUUGGAAUGCGGGCUAUCGGAACAGUCGGCUAUGUUGGAGCUCUGGGCGACGAUGCUCUUGAUCUCCACGGGCUGGACGGUGAGGUCGUCGAUGAAGACACAAUUCACUUUUACCUUGUGAACCAUCGACCACCAGUCGAUGCAAACAGGAAAUUGCUUGAUGCAGAAGAAAUCGGUGCAAACUCGACCAUCGAGGUGUUUGAGUUGAAGAGGGGUUACGCUACAAUGCGACACCUUCGAACGGUGGCGUCACCUGAGAUUCGGACGCCGAACCGUGUAGCUGCCGUUGGUGGCGGAGCAUUCGUACUGACGAACGACCAGUCCGUCAAAGUCGGUCAACGCAGGAUGUUCGACGGUAUGAUCGGAGGAGGCAAUGUCGCCUAUUGCUCCGCUUCAGGAGUAUGCCACUCUGCAUAUGAGGGAAACGAAGAAGACGGAGAAGCAUCUAAAGUAAGAGCGGGCAGUCGACGAACAUCCCACGCUCUCAUAGAAUCCGCAUCCAAGUACCUCCCUAAAGCCAAACUCAAGUUCCCCAAUGGGCUUACUAGGGGCAAGGACGGCCUCAUUUACGUACCCAGCUCUAUCGACGGGAAAGUACGCGUCUUCGGCGUAAGAGAUGACAAAACCCUGAAACUUUUGGACACUAUCUCUGUCGGCAUGCCUAUAGACAACAUCUCGCCGGAUGCUAACGGCGAUAUCUACGUUGCAGGCUUUCCGAGGUUAAGAGACAUUUUCAAGUCCUUUCCCAACCCAAGAGAGAUAGGAGCAGCUGUGUCUAUCUUGAGAAUCAAAAAGGUGGAUGCAAGUAGUGCGGACAGAGUGCGUUACACAGUUGAAAAGGUGAUUGAAGACGAGAAGGCGGAAGUGUUGAGUGGCGUGACAGUCGCCACACAUGAUGCAAAGACCGGGAGGUUGUUUGCAGGUGCUGUUGUUAGUCCAUACCUUGUGGUUUGUGAGCCGAAAUGA